AUGAUGAAACGAUUUUUUUCAUGGUCUCGACGCAAGUCGCAGCCAGCUCCGAUCCACAAUGGUGCCAUAACACCCGAUUCCCAGGAUCCUUUCUUGGGUCCCAGGGGCGGGCAGCGGCUCUCCCCAGAUUCUGAAGGAGAAUUCACUUUGGCCAUCCCGGGCGCAUUUCCAGAAUCACCUCCCUCAUCCCCAGUCCUUUCACCAACACAGCAAUUUGAAGAAUCGCAAACCGAAGCAUACCCCUUCCUCGCAGAACCUGAGCCGAUACACAUCGACCUCCCACUGGCUCCAGAACUCCCGACAGAAUUAGGCUCACAUCUCCAUCCCAGGAGACCAAUAAAGUUCACACCUUCGCCGCAACGAGUCCGGCCUGUUCAAUCUGCACCUCCCAAGCAGACCCGACGACCGUUAUUUCAAGAUGACCUGCAAGUUGAUGAUCCCUGGUGUCGGCAAUCGCAGGCAUUCGAGAAACUUCCCUUUGGACGUCCGGUAUCCGCAGUGCAGCUGUUCUACCCCGAAAAGAAACCUUUGCCAGCCAAUCGUAUCGCGUCUAUAUUUGCGCCGGCAUGGGAGAAGCGCGAGAAGGAAAGACUAGCAUUGGAACGUGAGCAAGGGCGUCCGGCUAGGAUCAUCCCAAAGGGACCCUUCGUUGUGCGGGAGCUUUCAUUCCAAUGGCUGAAUCGCGUAUCGGAAGCUAUGCGUUAUUCCCAAGGCCAUGCUGUUGCCCGAUCCCCUUCCGGAGACGACCUAUUCCAAAAAGAUAUUGCCACCUGCAUUAAGCCUCUAGCGUGGCUGAACGACGAAAUCAUCAAUUCUUACCUUACUGUCAUUGUCCAAUAUCUCCGCCAAUCCACCGAGAAUACUGGUCCAAAUGAACGGCCCCGCUUCCAUGCUUUCAAUACCUUCUUCUACUCCACCCUUCGCGAUAAAGGAUACCAAGGUGUUCGCCGAUGGGCCAAUCGCGCCAAAAUCGGCGGCACAGGUCUCUUGGACGUUGAUACAGUGUUCAUACCGGUACAUCAACAUAGCCACUGGACUCUCAUGGUGGUACGACCCGCCGAGCGGACGAUUGAGUACUUCGACUCUCUAGGCGAUCGGGGUCACUCUCAGGUCAAGACCAUUAAGGGCUGGCUUCGAGGUGAAUUGAGUGAGAAAUUCAUCGAAGACGAGUGGACGUUUUUACCAUCUGUGUCCUCUCACCAGGAUAACGGGAGCGACUGCGGUGUUUUCCUCCUGACAAACGCCAAAGCUGUUGCGCUGGGCAUCGAACCCACUGCCUUUGGUCCCGACCAUACGACGCUUCUGCGCAGGAAGAUCGUCGCCGAGCUCAUGAAUGGCGGCCUACAUGGGGAGUUUAGCCCCAUCGAUGUACAUGGUGAUACGCUCCUUUGA
Messenger RNA from Penicillium macrosclerotiorum, 1392 nucleotides. Its product is annotated as SUMO protease ULP1. Gene Ontology annotation, cellular component: nucleus. Bases 1 to 1392 code for a protein of 463 amino acids. The record is from RefSeq and is a predicted model, not a curated record. Gene Ontology annotation, molecular function: deSUMOylase activity. NCBI's taxonomy places the organism in Eukaryota, Fungi, Ascomycota, Eurotiomycetes, Eurotiales, Aspergillaceae. Gene Ontology annotation, biological process: protein desumoylation. The transcript has 2 exons.